AUGGUUCAUUUGUUCGGUGCAAGGUCCUCGCCGAGUUGCGCGAAUUAUGCAUUGAAAAGAACUGUACAAGACCGUAGUGAUGACAUUGAUGAAGAAAUAGCUGACACUGUUAUGAAAAACUUUUACGUGGACGAUUGCUUAAAAUCCGUUGAUACUGUUGAUCACGCGAAAUCAGUUGUGAAAGGUUUACAAAAAGCUUUGAGUCAGGGCGGGUUUCACAUAUCAAAGUGGUUGAGCAACAGUCGUGAGGUAAUGCAGGCAGUUCCUGCUAGUGACAGAGCCAAAGAGAUUCAAGAUUUAGACCUGGACCAAGACGUUCUUCCCAUUGAUCGUGCACUUGGGGUGCAAUGGAAUGUUGAGUCCGAUAUGUUCUGUUUCAAGGUCCACCUCAAGGAACGUCCACUUACCAGGAGGGGGAUGUUGUCUAUGAUUAGCAGCGUGUAUGACCCUUUGGGAUUCCUGGCGCCAUUUAUGCUUCAAGCUAAGAAUCUUUUGAAAGAUCUGUGUAGGUUAGGUCUAGGCUGGGAUGAUCCUGUCCCAGAAAAAGUUGUCGAGCGGUGGUAUCUGUGGCUAAAUGAUGUUGAAAAGCUAUCCGACUUCAGCGUUACUAGGUGUUUGAAGCCAUCACUGUUUGGAAAAAUUACUUCCGCUGUCCUACAUCAUUUUUCUGAUGCCAGUGAAAGUGGAUACGGAAUUGUCACAUAUCUCAGAUUAGUAGAUUCAGAUGAAAGAGUUCAUUGCUCAUUUGUGAUUGGAAAAUCGCGUGUUGCGCCGUUGAAACAGGUCACAAUACCGAGAUUAGAACUUACAGCUGCUACAGUUGCUGUUCGCACAGACAGAAUGGUGAAAUCAGAAAUUGACAUUCCGUUGAAUGACUCAGUGUUUUGGACUGAUAGUAUGUCGGUUCUUCGCUACAUUAUGAAUACCACAUCAAGAUUUCACACAUUCGUAGCUAAUAGACUAUCGGUAAUUCAUGAAGGUUCGAACCCCGACCAGUGGCGGUAUGUGAGCACGAAGCUCAACCCAGCGGACAUAGCUUCCAGGGGUAUUCCAGCAACUGACCUCUCGAGGCAUUGGAUUGAAGCACCAGAAUUUUUGUGGAAGUCCAUAUUACCGGAAACUACCAUUCAAGUAUCAGAUUCUCUACUUGAUGAUGACCCCGAGGUUAAGAAAAUAAACUUCGUGAAAUCAGUUACAAACAAUGUUACUUUUGAAUCAAUUGAAGAGGAUCCAAUUCACAAACUAAUAUUACACUAUUCUUCAUGGCUAAGACUUAAAAGAGCAGUAGCCUGGAUACUUAAGGUUCGCGCAAAGUUGUUGCAACGCGUAAAGUGUAAGUCUAGUUCGCAAAGUCAUUUUUCUGGUGACAUUGACCGUGGUUGUCCUGACAUAACAGUUCAUGACUUAAAUCUAGCUGAAAUAAUUGUCAUCAGUUAUACUCAGAAAAAUACAUUCCCAGAGGAAAUCGCGACUCUCGCGUCCGGAAAGUACAAAUUGAAAAGAGACAGUUCGAUAAGAAAUCUUGACCCUGUUCUUGAUGAUGGACUUUUGCGUGUUGGAGGUCGUUUAAACGAGUCAUGUAUGCCAAUUGAAAGCAAAAAUCCUAUCAUAUUGCCAAAAAACUGUCAUGUUUCUAGUCUAAUAAUGAGACAAAUUCAUCAAGAUCUCAACCAUGUUGGUCGAAACCAGAUGCUUUCGAAAUUAAGAGAAAGAUUUUGGCUGAUCAAUGCACCGUCAGCUAUCAGAAAAAUCAUUUCAAAAUGUGUAGUUUGUAGACGACAGCGAGGCAGCGUUGGUGAACAAAAAAUGUCCGAUUUGCCUGAAGAUCGAGUCACGCCAAAUGAACCACCUUUUACGCGCGUAGGUGUGGAUUACUUUGGACCCUUUGAGGUUAAGCAAGGAAGAAGCUAUGUAAAACGUUAUGGUGUUAUUUUUACGUGUUUAGCAAGUCGAGCUGUUCAUUUGGAAGUUGCCGCGUCUCUAGACACUGACUCGUACAUCAAUGCAUUACGUCGUUUUAUUGCUCGUCGCGGACAAGUGACAAAAAUGCGGUCUGAUAAUGGAAGUAAUUUCAUUGGUGCCAAUAAGGAACUCAAGAAAGCGAUUACUGACUGGAAUGUGUGUCAGAUUCAUGACGCAAUGUUACAGAAAAACAUAGAUUGGCAGUUUAAUCCUCCAGCAGACUCGCAUCAUGGAGGCGUCUGGAACGAAUGA
This is a messenger RNA of Mercenaria mercenaria, 2214 nucleotides long. RefSeq lists its product as uncharacterized. The coding region runs from base 1 to 2214 and encodes 737 amino acids. The transcript has a single exon. Gene Ontology annotation, molecular function: nucleic acid binding. NCBI's taxonomy places the organism in Eukaryota, Metazoa, Mollusca, Bivalvia, Venerida, Veneridae. The record is from RefSeq and is a predicted model, not a curated record.